AUGGAUACCAUGGGAACAAUCUACGAGCACAGGAGCAGAAGCGUCGCGAGCAACGGACACAAGGGCGCCUGUCCCUUCGACAUGAGCGACGAGGACGAGGACAACGACAAGGGAGACGCGCCGGGUAGAGUCGGUGGUGGGUUCAGAAGUGUCGGUACGGAAUCGAGUGAGGCUGGCCCAGCUGAAAGUGGCAAGCGGUCGCUCCCCGCAAAUGGCGGCGCAACCUCCUGCAACGCACCCAACCGCCGAACCUCGCCGUGCGCCCAACCAAACGAUCAUGGUUCGGCGAACGCGAUGGUGCGCGCCCGCAUGCUCCUAGACAUUGCGGAUAUUGUACCCUGGGGCAUGGCCAACAGGCAUUUGGUAUCAGCGGCGGACCUGGGCUUGGCCACCCUUCUCAAUGUAGCCGCCCAGGCUUGUCCGGAGAGCGUGGAGGGGGGCGGGGGGGUAGCGGCAGACGUCGCCGCCGGCGGAGAGUCCGUGGACGAAGAAUUCAGCACCCAAGGUUCGAUGGGCAGCCAAUCUGAGCCCGGCAGCGUAAUCGGGGCGCUGGCGAACGGGCAAGCGAACGGCAGCGACGCCUCUUCCGCGAACAACAACGCCGGCGUCAUGCCGGAGCUCAGCCGCUUGGCGCCGACGGGUUUCCUGCUACCCCUCGUGGUCGGCGCGACGGCCGUCUUGGCGGAUCUAUCGGUAGCCUCGUUGAGGUCGCUGCACCAGCUCCUCUUGGCGUUGCGCUUGCUGGACCUGGCUACUUUGGAAAGCUCCGGCGAAGGGGACGGAGCGGCGGCCAAGGCGACGGCGGGGGCGACAACCCCCCCCCGGGAAUCUCCUUCCCAUCCCUACGCGGAGCUCACCGGCGCCCUCUUGCUCGUCGUCGCCGAGUGUCAACCUUUCUGUAGCGACGGCGUGCCCGCACGUCAUCAUCGGAAAGGAAAAGCUCCGGAUCGGAUAUUCGGGGACGGGGUCAACGAACAGCCGACGGGCUCUCAGCAGCCCGUGGUGGGGACCGAAGUCGCCGCCAAGGUUCACGAGUGCUUGCUCGCGGCCCUACGCGUUCUGAUCAACGUCACCCACCACGACGCGAGGGUCUGCGCGGAGGUGGCUGCGAAGAGGGGUCUCGAGGCGCUCAUGCGGUGCCUUGCACGCAGCUGUUGUGGGAGCCAGGGGGGCGACAGCGAUGGCAGCAGCCGUGGCCCGUUGAUUGUUCGUGCUAAGUCGGACGUGGACCUACUGGGGGACGUGGUGAAUGAAGCUAAUGAGACUAUACCGGAGACUGGUUUGGAAGAAGACGGGAACGGGGAGGAAGCUGGCUCUGGAGCGGGAGACUUCGACGCUCAGGUAUUAGCUAUGAGCGCGCUGAUCAACUGCGUUGAGCUCAAGGAGAGCGCCGACAACUGCGCCGCCAUGGCCAGCCUAGCGGUACACCCGCCCGAUGCUUGGGCGGCAGGCGGGAAAGCUUUUGCAGGAGACAGUAAGAAACAAUGGCGGCCGCUUCCUGGCGUGGGGGAUGGCAGGUGCCUCGCUCCAGAGUUUCUGGCAAAGCUUCUCACCCUCUACACACGGAAUUUCGCCCACCAGCUGGAGGUCGACCGACCAGGGGAAAACGACGAUGAUGAGAGGCCAGUAUCACGCCCCCCUUCGGGGACAGCACAACAUGGGGGGGGCGUCAUGGCCGGCGGGUCGUCAGCUGCUGCCCCUGCUACGCAUUCGAUCCCCUCUCCUGUUGCGGUGACACCGCAGAAGGGUGACAACGGGGAGCAGUCGAUGAGCCACGCGGAAGGCACGGACCUCGUGCUCGGAGGGCACUGCGCUCUUUUGCUGGGACUGCUUGUUCGAGACCAAGAAAGAAACAGGCGGUUGGCGUUGCCCGUGCUUCCCAACGGGGAUCCAACGCUGAUUGUCCGCGUGUUGGAGGCUUUUAUGGCGCUGCAGUUCCAGGCAGGCGUGCUAACUGAAGAGUUAGUGUUGGCGGUGCAGGGGCUAGUGGAGGAACUAGAGGGGCUGGACGCGCUUCCGGCGGAAGAGGGCGACCCGUUUGAGCCAGUGGCCGACGAGGAACCCGCUUCUGUGGCCACCUGCCCUGCUGCUGCUGCUGCUUCUGUGAGCGCUGCCGCGACCACGCGACAACGACGUGGCCAAAAAAGACCUAGGGGUCCGCCAUCAAACAGAGAAAUGCCGCCGGUUGACGGGAUCUUGGCGACCCUGCCAUCGGGGCUGUCGGGAGUGGAAGCUGGAGGUGGAGACGACGGCAAUGCGAAUGAUUUUUCGUUGUCGGUGAAAAGUUCCCGGACGGCGGCGCAAGAAGAGAGCGCAUCGUCGUUGUUGAUGACUCAGCCACCUUCUGAGGACGCAACCCCGCCUCCGAAACGUUCGAAGCCGUCGGAGGCGUCGUCGCCCUCACCCCCGCUAGCUGCUGCAUCUGAAGAGGAGCGACAGGCCACAGCAACGCCCAACAAAAGCCCCAGCGCCACCAGCGAAUCGGCUGAAACACCGGCGUCUCGCAGCCAAACCCCGGGAUCAACCAAGAAGUCGCCGUCAUCGUGGCGAGCCGGGAUCACGUCUAUUGCGGAGCGGAUAGGGCUGGGGUUCCGGGGUAGGAGCGCGGCGGGAAGUAAGAGCUGGUUCGGCAGCGGGCCAAAGCUACAAAGUUUCCGCAAUCGAAGUGCCUACGGGAGCCAAACGUGGAGAAAGGCGUCCUCCCGGUCUCUGACUGGGUCGUCGCACUCAUCGCCCUCGUACGGCCAAGCGGGAGAGGGAGCAGCCGCGGAGCUAACAGCGGGACGGGGGGUAAAGCCAAGUCGCAAUGUCUUCGAAUUCUUGUCGGACGAAUCCGAGGUCGAUCUCCAAGACGCUUCGCCUGUUGGUGGUGCGGCGAGCGGCAUCGGGGGGGGUGGGGUAGGGCCCAGAAGCGACCGCAGUGGCGCGGUGGAGGCAACUGUCAGUGGUGCCGCGAACAGCAUUACGGGGGGAGGGGUGGGGUCAAGAAGCGGCCGAAGCAGCACCGUGGCAGCAACUGUUGGUGGUGCAGCGAACAGCGUUGCGGAGGGCAGCGUGGGGCCUAGAAGCGGCCGGAGCAGCAACGUGGCGAUAACUUCCUCGAGUUUCGAUAUCGAUAACUGGUCGGAUUCGUCCAACGAGAGCCCCGGGCGGCGCAAGCCUGGAGAAGAAGCGAAGGCGAAAGGGGCACGCGUCGCCACGUGCCAGUUGCAGGCGCUAGGGGGCAGCCGGGGGAGCGCCAGGGGUUGCGGUGCUCGUGGCGGCGGCGUUAGUGGCGGUGGAAGUACGGCGCGAUCUGUAUUCGACAGGCGUAGGAGACGCUCCCCAAGCCCAAGCCCGCCUCCCGCAGCCGCACCUGCGGCAGGGAGGAAUCACAAUGCGUCCAGAGGAGCCGCGGCUCCCAGCGGGUUGCCUGGCGUGGCAAAGGGGGGUAUCAAAACCGCUCCCGCCACCAGUAUUGCUAAGGCAAAGGGGGGGGUAACUUCCACGCCCACGGAGGAGGUUGGUGCUCGAGCCAAGCUGGGUGGUGAACACGGACGGAGUGCGGGCAUGUUGGGGCUCGCGAACGGUGCGCGGCCUACGGUGAACAAAGGAGACAGCGUGAGAGGAGGGCGGGUUGGAGGUGUCAAGCCGGCGACACGAAGGGUGUUAGGAGUAGAUGGGAGGAGCAAGGGCGGGGCGGAAAAGCCCGCAAGCCACAACGUGUUCGAGAUGAGUGAUGAGGAUGAGUCUGACUGA
Ectocarpus siliculosus is the source of this 3738-nucleotide messenger RNA. The record is from the annotation of a GenBank genome assembly. Lineage: Eukaryota; Phaeophyceae; Ectocarpales; Ectocarpaceae.